AAGAAUAGCAACACUUUUCGUCCAAAGAAAUCUCACGGAGGAAAGAGAAAGGAAUUACACAAAGCAGCUAAAGCUACUCUUGGAAGUGGUGAUUUGAGCCAAGCAGUUAAACUCCCACAAGGUGAAGAAUUGAACGAAUGGUUGGCUGUUGAUUUCUUCAAUACAACCAAUUUAUUGUACGGAAGUAUUUCUGAAUUCUGUACUGCUUCUUCAUGCCCUGUCAUGUGUGCUGGUGCUGAAUAUGAAUAUUUGUGGAUGAAUCCUGAAGAUAACAUUACCAAGCCAAUUCGUGUCAGUGCUCCACAAUAUAUGGAAUUUUUGAUGGGUUGGAUUGAAUCCAGGGUUAACAAUGAACAAUUGUUCCCACCUUCUCCAGAUGUUCCUUUCCCAACAAACUUUAAAUCUGAAGUCAAGCAAAUCUUUAAACGAUUGUUCAGAGUUUAUGCUCACAUUUAUCACUCUCACUUUGAAGAAGUUAAGAAAUUGGGUGAAGAAGCUCACUUGAAUACUGCUUUUAAACAUUUCUGUUUAUUUGUCUUUGAAUUUGACCUUGUUUCAAAGAAGGAAGUCGAACCAAUGGGUAUGUAA
Messenger RNA from Naegleria gruberi, 588 nucleotides. RefSeq lists its product as uncharacterized. Gene Ontology annotation, cellular component: nucleus; cytoplasm. The record is from RefSeq and is a predicted model, not a curated record. Gene Ontology annotation, molecular function: protein kinase activator activity. NCBI's taxonomy places the organism in Eukaryota, Heterolobosea, Eutetramitea, Acrasida, Naegleriidae. The transcript is spliced from 5 exons. The annotation marks the transcript as partial. Gene Ontology annotation, biological process: signal transduction; positive regulation of protein phosphorylation.